UCUUCCUCUAGCCCAAACCUUUAAGAGGAGAGAAACAUAAUUAUUUAGACUACGUUAUAUCUUCUUCUUGAGCUUGGACAAUCUGGAGAAGCCAUGAAUCACAAACCAUGUGCAACCUUUACAUAGAUGGAAGCUCAUUUUCUAAAAACUUCGAUGACUUUGACUCUAUUCGCAGCGUUCUCCUGCACAGUGAUUUGGAGCCUGAAUGGCUUGAUGACAUCCAGAAGAACGGAGAGCUUUUCUAUCUGGAGCUGAGCGAAGGAGAAGAAGAUUUAGCACUGACCCGGGCUAACGCUCAUCAACAAGUGUCCACUAACCAUGUCCGAUUCAGUGACAAGGAAGCUGAAAUCCUCACGGAGCAACACAAAAAACAACACAGCAGUUCUCGAGCUAAAGGGACUGCGACGCUUAAGAGACUGGCUAAAAUACUGAGGAGGAAGCGCAGGUCCACUCUCCGAAAAGGCAAAGAUGUACCAGCGUCUAUUCUGAAAAACCAGUCUGGGCACCGACAAGGAGGGACUGUCCAGAAGCAGCUUAAAGAAGUUUGUGUUUACCUCAAUCCAAAACGCCUCUCCGCUUCAUCAGUGCCCCUGUUUGAAGAUGGGGGGCUGUUGGAGGCCUUGCUGGGGGUCAUCCAUCGCCCGUCCUGGGACUCUGAGGGCAUGAGACGAGAGGACAGGCUCACGGUACACGGGCUGGUCCCAAACACUCCUGCAGCCAAGUGUGGAGAUAUACUCAUAGGGGAUGUGCUCGUUGCCAUGGACGAUGUUGAUGUGAACUCUGAAAACAUUGAGAGGGUUUUGUCCUGUAUUCCUGGACCCACACAGGUGAGGUUGACACUGGAGACCUUGAUUCCUGUGGACAGUGCUGGAGCUGACGAGGCGUUCGUGGCCCGUAGGAUGAAAUCGUCUCCUCCGGUCAGUCAGCUGGUGCGUCUGCUGUGGGGGGAGGACACAGCAGAGUUACAGAUGUCCAUUGAACACAUCCCUCACAUCGUCAUGUACCUGUCGCUCAAACUGGACUCUGCAUCUCCACAGGAUGAGGAGGAGAUUUUGUACCAGUACCCAGUGUCUGAAGCAUCCCGCCAGCUCAAAGGAGUCAGGGGAAUCUUUCUGACGCUGUGUGACAUGUUGGAAAAUGUCACGGGAGGACAAAUACUCAGUUCGUCUCUGCUCCUCGGGAAACAUCUGGUGCAUGUGGGCUACUGGAAGGAGAACAACAACCUGCUGGUGAUCGGGCUGCCUGCUGAGAGGGUUCCUCUGCUGUACCUGCAGACUGUGAUGGGAGACGUUGUGAGGACACUAAAAGUGAUGUACAGCUCUUUGGACAGUGCGUUCCUUGCGGCAGACCACACUCCUCGCCUGGACCACUUCUUCUGCCUGUUCUUCCAGCAGCUCAUCCAGCCGUCCCGUCUCCGCGAGGGGCACCCUGCUCCCCCUGUGGACACCUCCAGGACACUGUUUUUGGAUGGACUCCCUGCUGUACGAUGGCUCACUUUGCCUCCAGAAAUCAAGAUGGAAGUGGACACUGUUCUCUCAGACUUUGAAUCCUCAGACUUUGGAGAAAUGUCUGAAGAUUAUUUUGGUUUGCGGAGGAUGUAUGUGAUCCUUGGCUCCUGCUUGUUUUAUAAGUCGUAUCUGAUUGCUAACCACUUGCCCAAAGAGGACCUUCUUGAUGUGAGCCUGUACUGUCAGCACUACCUGCUGCUGCCCCUGUCCUGGGAGCAGAGGGUGGGGCAGCUGGUGGUCUGGAGGGAGGUGUUUCCACAGCAGAGAGCCACAGCUGCACCCGGAUUCAUCACGCAGCAGGGACGUUACUUUCUACUCAUCGUAGGACUGAGACACUUUAUGCAGUGUGUGCUGUUGGAGUCUGGGGGCUGUGCUUCACCUGCUGUGGGAUGUCCAGGACCAGACUCUGUUUAUGUUGACCAGGUGAAGGCAACUCUGCUGCAGCUGGAGGAGUUGGAGGGCGGCAUCGAGGAGCGACUCAGUGCGCCUCCAGCUCCAUGUCUGUCCUGUGCAGACUGGUUCCUCCCGUCUUCUUCCUCCUCCUCCUCCUCAGCUCGGGAACGCCUCGACAGCCUGGCCUCUUCCUCCCCUGUCCUCAGCAAACUCGUCAAAGGCUCCUCCUCUUCGGGAUAUAGGGGUCGUAGUCUUUUUGGGGAGAGGUCCCGGAGGCCGAGCCCACAGAGGAGCCUCUCGGACAGUGGGAGCGAGGGGCCGGAUGGGGGGCUGGGCUUUGGGACCUCCAGGACACGGGGGCUCAGUCCACACUCCACCCCAGACUCGGUCAGGGGAAUCGGGGCAAGACGCGACUCUCUGGGGUCUGGAGGGUCUGAAGGCAGUGGAGGCAGCGGAGGAUUGUUUAAGAGUCCCAGGACAAAGCACCCAAACCCAUUUCACCUCGGCACUUUGAAGAAAACUCUGACUGAGCGAGAGACGGAAGACAUGCACAACAUGAAGCUGAGCAGUGGUCCUGAUAACACUCUGUUUCACUUCCUGCUCAUGGACAAUGUUCGGGGGGUGUUCAUCGCGCCCUCUCACAGAGACGUGUCCCUCCUCAGUGGCUCCAUUCACCCACAGCUCAUCACAAACUUCCACCACUGCUGCCUGUCCAUCCGCCACGCCUUCAGACAGAGCCUCCCAGCGAAGGGCAGACGGGGUUCCGGCAGGCCUCAGAGCGCUGGGUGGGGCCUGGGUCCAGUGAAGGAACAUGGGGUUCUGUUCCAGUGUACACCCCCAAACUGGACCGACCAAAAGAAGCCCCCGCCCACCAUGACGUACUGGGUCAUAGGGAGGAUGCUGCUGGAGCCGGUUCCUCAGGAGUUUUACGUUUGUUUUCAUGACUCUGUCCCUGAGGUCCCGGUGGAAAUGGCCUUCAGACUCUCAUUUGGACUAAACUUGUGAGAAUCGAGUUUGACAAGACAAACUACAUUCAAGAAUCACUCAGGAAAAUAUUAAAGACUUAGGUGCUGGAAAGGGCUGGAACUAUUUUCUUUAAUGACGCAAUAUGGUCCAGUAUGGUAAUGUAAACUGAGAUGAUCAAGGUUGUUUCAGAACUUAAAGGAGCUGUACCUGAAUUUUACUGUCUUAAAACAUGUUUGCAGUGGUUACUCCUCACUUACUUGAGUUUCUAAGCGCUUUUAAUUUUCAGAAAGCUAUAAGAAGGGACUACAGAGAUUGUUACCAUGGUAACCCAGAGUAAAGAAUGUCCAGUUCCAGCAAACCUACAUUAUUAUUAUUACAUAUUAUAUGACAGUAAAAUACUUUAUAAUUAUAUCCAGACAGUACACAAUUCAGUGGACAUAUGGACAUAUUUUGACCUCAAGAGCUGCUUAAAAAAAUUACUGUUCUGGGGCAAAUACAUGAAAAAAACAAACUUUACUUUAACUCUAGUACUGUACUGCCCAAUGGGAAAUAAUACAUAUUGUAUAUAAACUGAUGUUAUUUAUUUAUAUAUGUAGUUUUUUUACACAUUGGCAUAAAAAGUAGUUCAAAUAUGAAAUCUAAUAUUGUGUGGCAAGUUUACAUUAAAAAAAGAAAUCUAGUUUGUGCCUUUUUUUUUUUUACUUAUUCCUCAGCAUUUCUAUGGUUUAAACCUGAAAUAUAAUUUGAGUUAUGAACACAAAAGCGGCCUUUUUAAAUCAAAUAUUGAAGUUGACAAAUAUUAGUUAUUAAAUACCUCGUUUUAUUUGUGGCAUUAAGCAAGCAUAAGGUACCCACUAUCAUUUAGCAUUUCCUGAUUGUUACGAGCCUUACAAAGCAUUUAUGGUCAGUGCUACUAAUGAAAAUACUGUGUAAAAUAAGCAGCUAUUAUUGAUGCAGUAAUGUACUUGAGAAUGGCAUUUGUUAAUUUUUUUUACAACUUUGACAAAUAAAUGU
Messenger RNA from Boleophthalmus pectinirostris (great blue-spotted mudskipper), 3881 nucleotides. RefSeq names its product inturned planar cell polarity protein (gene intu). The record is from RefSeq and is a predicted model, not a curated record. The transcript has 18 exons. Gene Ontology annotation, cellular component: cilium; cytoplasm. NCBI's taxonomy places the organism in Eukaryota, Metazoa, Chordata, Actinopteri, Gobiiformes, Gobiidae. The coding region runs from base 108 to 2906 and encodes 932 amino acids. Gene Ontology annotation, biological process: establishment of planar polarity; cilium assembly; nervous system development. Gene Ontology annotation, molecular function: protein binding.